AUGGAGCCAGGCAACAUUGAGAACCUAUGCAUUCUGUACCAGAGCCUGGACUUUCUGGUGGUGAACAAGCACUGGGACAUUCGCAUAGACAGCAAGAUGUGGUAUGAGAAAGUGACAGUACAGAGCCAGCUGAAGCACCGAUUCCCCGAGCUGGCUGAUCCAGACACCUACUAUGGGUUCAGGUUCUGCCACCAGCUGGACUUCUCGACUAGCGGGGCUCUGUGCGUCGCCCUUAGCAAAGAAGCAGCCGGACGCGCUUACAAGUGUUUUAAAGAGCGCACAGUCACCAAGGCUUACCUGGCACUGGUCAGGGGCAGAGUUACACAAAGCUGCAUGACCAUCACACUGGCCAUUGGUAAGAACACACAGGAGGGACUCACACACAUGAUGUGUGUGCAAGGGACUGAAGGGUGUGAAAAUGAAAAACCUUGUCAGACUUAUCUGACAGUUCUUCAGCAUGGAUUAUACAAAGGAGAUUCCGUCACCAAAGUGUUGUUACAGCCAUUAACUGGCCGGACGCACCAGCUUAGAGUCCACUGCAGUGCCCUGGGCUAUCCCAUUGUGGGAGACUUUACCUAUAGCUUUAAGAAGGACACUGACCCAUACAGGAUGAUGCUGCAUGCCUACUACCUACAUAUCCCCACCGACCACGAGCUCAUCGAAGUCACAGCUCCUGACCCCUUUCAACCAGAAAGCGACCCCAACUGGACACCGACAGAAACUGUCCAGAGCCUGAGUGAAGCCAUGGGUAACCUUAUCAAUAAGGCCUUGUCUAUGGAGAGUCCUGAAAUGGAAGGCAAGCCACUGAAGCCAAUGGAGAAAAAGAGGGAGACAGAGGAGGAGAGAGCUGUGUGCCAACAGUGGCUGGCGGAGUGGCCUGGGGAAUAA
Staurois parvus is the source of this 888-nucleotide messenger RNA. The record is from the annotation of a GenBank genome assembly. NCBI's taxonomy places the organism in Eukaryota, Metazoa, Chordata, Amphibia, Anura, Ranidae.